UGUCUGUGCUGCUGUUCGUGGGGGUGAGGCUGUGCAGGAGGGCCAGGGCGGCCUCUCUGGGUGUCUGCUCUGUUCCUGAGGGACACUUUCCUGGCCAUCUGAUGGACGUUGCACGUACAGGAACCCUGUCCCAGAGCUAUCAGUAUGAGGUGUGUCUGACUGGAGGUACUGGAACAAAUGAGUUCAAAUUCCUGAAGCCGGUCAUCCCCAGUCUUCAAUUCCAAGAUGAUGCUGGUUCUAACGUGCAGGGAAAGGAGAACUUUCGGGAUAGCCUUGGAUUUAAUAUUCAGUAGGAAAGUUUCCUUUAAACUCUUCAUAUUUUCUUUUUAUUGAGAAAAUUGCAAACGCUUUUUUCCUAAUCUGUAAUGGAUUCUAGGUUUUACUAAUGUUGCAUGCAUUUUCAUUUCACGUUUUUCCCCCCCAUAGUUGCUUUGAAAAAUCUUUAUUGAGAUUACGGUGAUGCAAAGAAACAAUCUGCACUUUUUGUUUUGUUUAUUUUGUUAAAAUGUUAUGUUAAUUUUUUGCUGUUGUUAUGCAAGACACAACAAUGGAAAUGCUGACUGAAGUAUUUAGAGGGAAUGCCUUGAGCUGGUGAUUCCUGUAAUACUUACUGGGUGGAGGCCACAAGCAGGCAGCCCUGGGUGGAUCUACAGCAAAAGACACGGAGGGAAGGUAGAAGGGAACCAAAAAACGGGGCAAAUGUCACCAUAUAUGGUAGUUAUUUGAAUGUGCUGUGAAAACUGUGCACCAGAUUUUGCUGCAUCUAGGAAAAAGUUAUGGUGGAUCAUUUGUAGUAUUCUCUGUUGGAUUAUCUCAACAGAAAAGGUUUUUUUUUUUUUUAAUGCUGUCCCUCGGUAUCCAGCAGCUGUAGUAUUGGUAGUAGUAGUGUUUCCAAGAAUUAAUUUCUGCUCAUGUUGCUGCAUUAAACACUGAUUUUGAAGUAAUUUCUCCUUUUCUCUUUUCUAGCGAUGCCUUCUAAUUCUCAAAAUAUUUUAGGUC
Molecule: messenger RNA, 999 nt
Organism: Psammomys obesus (fat sand rat)
Lineage: Eukaryota; Metazoa; Chordata; Mammalia; Rodentia; Muridae
Product: protocadherin beta-14-like
Biological process (GO): homophilic cell-cell adhesion
Cellular component (GO): plasma membrane
Molecular function (GO): calcium ion binding
Source: RefSeq, a predicted model, not a curated record